GCUGUCAUUGGCAACGGGUUUUAUGAUUCUAAUUCACAUCUUCCAUAUCAUUCAAGUAAUCCGUUCACCUAAUUAAUUGUAACUUGAAGUCAGCAAGUACUGGAACGGAAACCCUUGACUUUAGUGAAACCGUGGCAACGGGUGAUAUGUCUAGUUGAGAGCUGUAUAUGUGACGUGACCUGAGGCUCAGUAGUACCACACGUCACAAUGCAGUUAUAUUGGUGUAUAACUUACCUCCUAGCCCCUUUCAUUCCAACUUGUGUAAUUGUCCGGAUAAGUAAAGUAGCCUAAUGUAGAUGUUAUACACCACUGUGCCAAAUGGAUGAGGUAACCGAUGAGGAGUCUGAUGAUGACUCUUACAAUUUGAGGAAACCUAAAGGAACGAAACUGACUGUUGCUGAGGGUGAUUCGGCAUGCUACAAUAGGGCACAUUUGGGAGAGACGCUAUACCAGGAGUCUCCCGGAUUUGAGCUAUCCGAUCCAAAUAUGCACCUGAUUGAUGGCACCUACAACUGCCUCCAUGAUGUCCAUUUAAGGACAUUUUUCAAAAAGCCAGAAAGAAAAAAAAAGCUUCUACAGAAUGGCUUAAUUACUACUGAUGAGAAGGUGCUGUGUACACCUAAAGAAUACAAUAAAUACACCAGGUACACCAAAACAGUUCAGCUCUCUUGGGAGAAGCUGUAUUAUGAGCAGCAGAAAAAGCUGCUGAAAGACUUUCUGACCUUGAAAGAGAAGGGUGGCAUUCCCUGUAAUAUCCACUUGUCAGAUAUGAGAGACUGGCUUGUCCACAGCGGUGCAGACAUGUGCAACAAGAUGUUCCAGAAACCGUCAGGGAACAGACGGGAUCUGCACCUUGCUAAAUUGACAUGGGAAGUGAAUCGGCGGCUCAAGCUGGAGGAGAUAGAGAGAGAGGUGUGCCGGGAACUACGUCUGGAGCGUUCCUCCAAGAUACCAAUCUCCCACAGAAGCGAGAUUAUGAAAACUGUGGAGUGGGUCCCACCUCCAGACUCUUAUGGACCAGGUCCACGUGACCUCACUUCCCCAUCAGGAGCAUCAAGUGACGGUUUCUACACAUCUUCUAUGACUUUUGACUCUUUUGACUCAUUGUUCAUGGAGACCCCAGAGGAACAACAUGUGAUGGUGAGCUGUACAAAGAACAAAAUGUCUGUUUAUCCUCCUUAUUCUGCAGUGGCUAUGCACAUGAUUUGUAUGGUUCAUUAUGAUUCUAUUGAAGAUUACAAACAAAAUGCAGAUUAUCUUUGAUGUCAAUGGUCAGUGCUAUACUCCUUCAUAUACAGUAUAUAUAUAUUUUUGGUUUUUUUGUGUUAAGCUUUCUUCG
This is a messenger RNA of Clupea harengus (Atlantic herring), 1339 nucleotides long. RefSeq names its product fibrous sheath-interacting protein 2-like. The transcript has 9 exons. Bases 319 to 1263 code for a protein of 314 amino acids. NCBI's taxonomy places the organism in Eukaryota, Metazoa, Chordata, Actinopteri, Clupeiformes, Clupeidae. The record is from RefSeq and is a predicted model, not a curated record.